GCGUGACUCAGGGCAUUUGGGUGCGCACCCCUGUGCCGUGCAGCUCUUUCCCCGCGGGCAGCAGCAGGCAGAGCUGGGGCAGGUGCUGGCGACGAGGGCAGGGGCGUCGCAGAGCCACCCCCAGGAGCGCCGGGUAAUGGUGCCACCGGGCUGAGUGCUGGGACGCAGCGAGGUGGCAGUGGGGGCCAAGCCCGGAGCCAUGGAGGUGCCCGGCCAGGAGCUCUAUGAGGAGAGGAUGAGGAGGUCCCUGGAACCUGAAGGCUACGAGGAUAUCGGCAUAAAGGGCUACCGCCUAUCGCUGGGGGAGAUGAGCGGGGCCGGCACCGGCACCGCGUCCCCCUUGCACGUGUGGAGGGCCCGAGCUGAGGAGCUGACGCCCCUGUGCCAGUACUUGCCUGGCCGCCGGGGAUACUAUGACGUGGAUGGGAGGAGGCGUGCGGCCGGGGCCCCCCCAGGACAGGCGAGCCACCGUGGCGGAGGGCAGCCUCCAUCAGUGACUGAUGUGGAUGUGGAGGCGGCAGGGAGCAGGACGCUCUUGUCCCAGCAGGACACCCAUGAGGUCUAUGUGGAGCUGCAUGAGCUGGUCAUGGACAGCACGAAGGAGCUGUGCUGGAUGGAGGCCAGCCACUGGCUCCAGCUGGAGGAGGACUUCAAGGAAGCUGGGCACUGGGGCCAGCCCCAUCUCUCCUUCCUGACCUACCACAGCCUCCUGGAGGUCCGACGGGCUUUGGCCAAAGGUGCUGUCCUUGUUGAUGUGGCAGCCAAGUCGCUGGCGGCCAUUGCCCAUGUCCUCAUCGACCAGAUGAUCUACGAGGGGCAGAUCAAGCCGCAGGACCAGGAGGCCAUCCUGAGGAUGCUGCUGCUGAAGCACAAACACCCCGACGAGGUGGAGUCAGUCGGGACCCUGCUGCGGGCACAGCUGCAGCGCUCGGGCAUGGGCCAGGCAGAGACUGAGCAGCCGCUGCUGCAGCAGCCCCUGGAAAUGCGCAGGCUGCCCGGGGCCAAGCAGAGCCCGAGUGGGGCCACGAAACCGCAGCUCCCCGAGAAGGUCCCCAAGGAUGCUGAGGCCACGCUGGUCCUUGUGGGCUGCGCAGCCUUCCUGGAGCAGCCAACGCUGGCCUUUGUGCGCCUGAAGGACGCAGUGAUGCUGGAUGCCGUCCUCGAUGUGCCCCUACCCGUGCGCUUCCUCUUCGUCGUCCUGGGCCCCGACAGCCCCCACAUCAGCUACCACGAGAUUGGCCGUGCUGUCGCCACCAUGAUGUCCGAGAGGGUCUUUCGCCGGGAUGCCUACCUGGCUGAGGGCCGCCAGGACCUGCUGCAGGGGGUGGAGGACUUCCUGGAGGCCAGCAUCGUCCUGCCACCCACCGAGACCCCCAACGAGCAGCUGCUGCGCAGCCUGGUGCCGCUGCAGCAGGACCUGCUCCGCCGCCGCUACCAGCCCCCCAAGAAGGCGCUGCACAAGGACGUUCCAAAAGGCCCAUGUAAGGCAGGGACCACCCCGGCCCCCCCAGGAUCCCCCUUCACCAUGGUUGGCGGGGACCCCACCUUGCACACAGGGUCCCCCCAUGGCCACCUGCUUGUGUCCCCAGGGGCGGAGGCACCACCAGCAGAGGACGACGACCCCCUGCGCAGGACGGGGAAACCUUUUGGGGGGCUGGUGCGGGACAUCUGCCGCCGGUACCCCAAGUAUCUCAGCGACAUCAAAGAUGCCUUCAGCCCCCAGUGCCUGGCUGCCAUCAUCUUCAUCUACUUCGCCGCACUGUCACCUGCUAUCACCUUUGGAGGCUUACUGAGUGAGAAGACCAAAGGCAUGAUGGGGGUGUCGGAGCUGCUCAUCUCCACCUGCGUGCAGUGCGUCCUCUUCAGCUUCUUCAGCGCUCAGCCCCUGCUUGUCGUUGGCUUUUCAGGGCCCCUCCUCGUCUUUGAGGAAGCCUUCUACUCGUUCUGCAGCAACAAUGGCAUAGAGUACAUCGUGGGCCGGGUCUGGAUCGGCUUCUGGAUGAUCCUGCUGGUGCUGGUGGUGGUGGCCUGCGAGGGCAGCUUCCUGGUGCGCUACCUGUCCCGCUACACCCAGGAGAUCUUCUCCUUCCUCAUCUCCCUCAUCUUCAUCUACGAGACCUUCUCCAAGCUUGUCACGAUCUUCCAGAAUCAUCCGCUACAGCGGCAUUACAAUGUGCAGGCCACGGUCCAGCCCCACGUGCCAGAGCCCAACACGGCACUGCUGUCCCUCGUCCUCAUGGCUGGCACCUUCUUCCUGGCCUUCUUCCUCCGCAAGUUCAAGAACAGCUCCUUCCUGCCUGGCAAAAUCCGGCGUUUGAUCGGGGACUUCGGGGUGCCCAUUUCCAUCUUUGUCAUGGCGCUAGUCGACUUCUUCAUCAAGGACACGUACACGCAGAAACUGAAGGUCCCCAAAGGGCUGGAGGUCACCAACGCGUCUGCCCGGAGCUGGUUUAUCCACCCCUUGGGGAAUAACAGCCCCUUCCCCAUCUGGAUGAUGUUUGCCACCAUGGUGCCUGCCCUCCUGGUCUUCAUCCUCAUCUUCCUCGAGACACAGAUUACCACCCUCAUUGUCAGCAAGCCUGAGAGGAAGCUGGUGAAGGGCUCUGGCUUCCACCUGGACCUGCUGCUGAUUGUGGUCAUGGGGGGGCUGGCCGCCCUCUUCGGCAUGCCCUGGCUCAGUGCCACCACCGUCCGCACCAUCACCCAUGCCAACGCCCUCACCGUCAUGAGCAAGACCUCCGCUGCCAGCGAGAAGGCCCAGAUCCUGGAGGUCAAGGAACAGCGUGUCAGCGGCUUCUUCGUGGCUGUGCUCAUCGGUGUCUCCAUCCUCAUGGAGCCCAUCCUGAAGUACAUCCCGCUGGCCGUGCUCUUUGGCAUCUUCCUCUACAUGGGUGUCACCUCCCUCUUUGGCAUCCAGCUCUUUGACCGCAUCCUGCUCUUGCUGAUGCCACCCAAGUACCACCCUAAGGAGCCCUACGUCACCCGGGUGAAGACUUUGCGGAUGCACCUCUUCACCGUCACCCAAAUCAUCGUCCUUGUGCUGCUGUGGGUGGUGAAGUCCACCCCGGCCUCGCUGGCGCUACCCUUCGUCCUCAUCCUCACUGUGCCCCUGCGGCGCCUUCUGCUGCCCAAGAUCUUCCACGAAGUCGAGCUCAAAUGUCUGGAUGCGGACGAUGCCGUGGUGACCUUCGAAGAGGAGGAGGGCACAGAUGUGUACGACGAGGUGCAGAUGCCCAGCUAAGGGCUGGCUGCCGCCCACCCCCCAGCUGGCCCCAUGCCCCCCCAGCCCCCCACACCCACUUAGAGCUCUGCUGCUGCCAUCCUGGGGCUGCUGGGCAAUGGAGGAGACCUUGGGGACACAGCCCCAGAGCCCCCGUCCCCACCUGCACACCCUGCAAAUGGGGCCUUUUUGUUUUUUUCCCUUUUUUAAAUCUUUUUUUAAAAAAAUGUUUUGGAUGGUGUGAUCUCACGCACACUUUGCUACCCACUGGGGAAGACGCUGCCUGGGCUGGGGGGGUCCUGUGGGCCAUCCCCCACCCCAUGGCAGGGCAGGAUGGCCCGUGCCCCGUGUCACCAUCCUGUCCCCAAGGCCACCCCAGAGCCGUGACUGGGACCGAGCGUGGGAAGGAGCUGGAGGAAGACACCCAAGCCUGGAGGGAGGCACAAGGCAGGGACAGGGUGAUGUAGGAGGGAAUGGAGAUUGCCCCCAGCCCUGCUGCCUCCCCUGGGGAACCCCCCCCUGCCCAGCCACUAUUCCCCAGAUGAACUUCCAGUGCUAACGAGCAUGAGCUGGGACAGACCUUUUGCCCCACAGAGCCCUUUUCCCCCCUUCCUCCAUCAUUUGCCCCAGCGAGAGCAUCCCUGCUGCUCCACUGUGCUCACGGCUGCCCGCAGCAGCUCACAGGGUCAGGAUGUAAACAGUCCAGUGAGGGGGUUUAUAUUUUUGCAAUUCAGAUAAUCAUGCUAAAAAUACCCAAAAAAAUUACACUGACGCUUCCGCAAGUAGGAUUCACUCAAAACCAAACAAAAAUCAAAAAAAAGGCUGAAAAAGCACCUUAAAAAAAGAAAAAAAUGAGGGAAGAAAAAAAAAAAAAAAAAAGCAGGUGCCAGGAAUGAUGUGUAUAUUUGAUGCUAGCAUUUGGGGGAGCUUGUAAUUUAUUUCUAAAGGCUGAUUGUGCUCCUGCUGGCAGCGGGGGCCAUGUGCGUGUGUGUGUAUAUACUAGAGAGAAACUAUAUAAAAAUUUACAAUUUUCUAGACAAGCUUAUUUCAAAGGAUCCUGGUCAGGGCCUAAACUCUAUGGACCAGUCCAGCGCGUCGUUUAACUGAUGAAUUAGUGUUAGUAUAAUUCCUUUUUAUUUUUUUAGCAUUUCAGUUAAAUCAAUGUAGUUUUUCCUUGAUUUUUCCCUUGCUUGCUGGGUGCAUCCUGCCCCAUUUCUGCUGGGAUUGCUCCCAAACUGGCCGAGCAUCCCCCUGCUUCUGCAAGGGCAGCCCCUGCCCUGGUCAGACCCACGGGCCAGAUCCAGCCAGGGCACAGCACCUCAGCAGGUUGCAAAUUUGCUUCUUUUUGCAUAAAUUCGAGCAGGGGAACCCCACCAUCAGCACGGGGGACAGCAGACGGGGGGCAGCCAUGCCCAGGGCGGCGCUGCCUUGUCUUUGGGUUGGUUUAGUUUUAUUAAUUACGUGUCUGAAAUAAAUGUUGCGAGCUUUGGGUUUUUUUUUCCUUCCACUCCCCAGCCACUUCUGUAUCAGGCUUUAAUAAAGAAAUUAAUAAAACCAGAA
Falco peregrinus (peregrine falcon) is the source of this 4780-nucleotide messenger RNA. RefSeq names its product solute carrier family 4 member 1 (Diego blood group) (gene SLC4A1). Gene Ontology annotation, molecular function: monoatomic anion transmembrane transporter activity; bicarbonate transmembrane transporter activity; solute:inorganic anion antiporter activity. Bases 200 to 3241 code for a protein of 1013 amino acids. The record is from RefSeq and is a predicted model, not a curated record. The transcript has 21 exons. Gene Ontology annotation, biological process: regulation of intracellular pH; transmembrane transport; monoatomic anion transport. NCBI's taxonomy places the organism in Eukaryota, Metazoa, Chordata, Aves, Falconiformes, Falconidae. Gene Ontology annotation, cellular component: basolateral plasma membrane; plasma membrane.